ACGCUUGCUGGUGUUCCCUUUUGUGCUCUGCCAUUUGCUUGCGUCGUUGUGAGCAGGGCUGGUCGUGCUGCCUCUGCCCUCUCUCGCUCUGUCUGACCCUUUCUCUGCCCCUCACUUCCUCCUCCCUCUCCACUCCCUUCUCUUCCUCUUUCUUCUGCUUCUCGUCUUCAUCCUCCGGGUAGUUUUGUGUUGGUGCUGCAUCCUCCUACGCCCUCGUUGGAUCAGGUGGCGUCUCGCCUCGGAACACCAUGUCAACUUUUGCGAAGCCCGAGAAUGCCCUCAAGCGAGCGGAAGAGUUGAUGAACGUUGGCCAGAAGCAAGCUGCUUUGCAAGCUCUCCACGAUCUUAUCACUUCCAAGAGGUAUCGAGCAUGGCAGAAGACACUAGAAAAGAUUAUGUUCAAGUAUGUGGAGCUGUGUGUAGAUAUGAAGAAGGGCAGAUUUGCGAAGGAUGGGCUUAUUCAGUACAGAAUAGUAUGUCAGCAAGUUAAUGUUAGUUCUCUGGAAGAAGUAAUCAAGUACUUCCUUCAGCUGUCUAGUGAGCGGGCUGAGCAAGCACAAGCCCAAGCAGCAGCUGCUGAGGUAACUUUAGAUGUGGAGGAUUUAGAGGCCGAGAAAAGGCCAGAAGAUUUGAUGUUGAGUUAUGUCAGUGGCGAGAGGGGCAAAGAACGAUCAGACCGCGAGACCGUGACUCCUUGGUUUAAGUUUUUGUGGGAGACUUACCGUACAGUUUUGGAGAUUUUGCGGAACAAUUCAAAGUUGGAAUCCUUGUACGCUAUGACGGCUCACCGGGCUUUCCAAUUCUGUCUUCAGUAUAAGCGUACCACUGAGUUUCGGCGCCUCUGCGAAAUUCUUCGCAACCAUCUCAUUAACCUGAACAAGUACAGAGAUCAGCGUGAUAGGCCUGAUCUUACUCAGCCAGAAAGUUUGCAAUUGUACCUGGAUACUAGGUUUGAGCAGCUCAAGAUUGCCACUGAGCUGGAGCUUUGGCAGGAAGCAUUCCGUUCGAUAGAAGACAUCCAUGGACUGAUGACGAUGGUUAAGAGAACACCCAAGCCUCAAAUGAUGGCUGUGUAUUAUGCCAAAUUGACUCAAAUAUAUUGGAUGUCCGACAAUCACCUGUACCAUGCAUAUGCAUGGUACAAGCUUUACAAUUUGCAGAAGAGUUACAAUAAGAAUCUUACAGCUAAGGAUUUACAACUGAUGGCUUCUUCUGUUGUGUUGGCAACUCUCGCUGUUCCUCCCUACGACCGUAAACAUGGUGCUCCCCAUUCUGAGUUGGAGAUAGAGAAGGACAGGAAUAUUCGCAUGGCCAACAUCCUUGGUUUCAGUAUAGAUGCAAAAAAAGAUUCUCGGGAAGUGCUCUCAAGGGCAGCUCUUCUUUCUGAAUUGGUUGCGAAAGGUGUGAUGACUUAUGUGUCACCGGAAGUGAAGGAUUUAUUUACAUUGUUGGAGAAUGAGUUUCAUCCUCUUGACCUCGCUGCUAAAGCGAACGCUUUUAUCGUGAGGCUCCCGAGCCUGAGUGACAAGUUAACUCCAGCAUCGCCUGUUCCAGAAGUUCGUUUGGAGCAAUAUGUUCCAGCUCUCGAAAGGUUGACAACUCUUCGAGUUUUUCAGCAGGCUUCACAAGUGUACUCGACCAUCCGAAUACCUGAGCUAACCCGAAUGGUGACCUUUUUUGAUUUCUCGACUGUGGAGAAGUUGAUUGUGGAGGCUGUCAAGUACAACUAUGUGCAAAUGAAGGUUGAUCAUAUGAUGGGCGUUGUAAACUUCGGCAGUCAGGAUUUGGAAUCCGAGAAAGUGAAAACACAUCUUACUAUUCUUGCGAAGAGGUUAAAGAAAGCCUGUAUUAUGAUCUCUCCACCUUUUGAGGAGAAAGCGUCUAGGCAAAUUCUUCCUUAUGCUGAGCUUCAAGCUCUCGUGGAGAAAGAGCAUAAAAAGUUGCUUGCCCGUAAAGUUCUGAUUGAGCGCCGUAAAGAAGAGCAGGAGCGGCAUAUGCUUGAAAUGGAAAGAGAAGAGGAGUCGAAGAGAUUGAAGCAGCUACGUUUGACGGAGGAAGCCGAGGCAAAACGGCUUGCAAACGAGUCAGCAAGGCGAGAAGAGGCCAGAAUCAGGAAAGAAAUUGAAGAAAAGGAACUUGAAGAAGCAAGGGCGAUGCUCGCGGAGGCUGAGAAGCGGAAGGGGAAGAAAGGCAAGAAGGGUAUUACGGACGGAGAAGUUUCCAAACUCUCAAAACAGCAUCUUAUGGAAGAGGCUUUGAGUGAGCAAAUUAAAGAGCGGCAAGAAAUGGAACGCAAGCUUCAGAAGCUCUCCAAAACCAUGGAUCAUUUGGAACGUGCUAAGCGAGAGGAAGAGAGACCUCUAAUUGAAGAGGCUUACCGCAAGCGGCUCCAAGAUGAUGAGAAAUUUUAUCAGGAACAACAGGAGCAAGCACUUGAGCAGAGCAAGAAGCAGCAUGAUACAGAUGUGGUUGAGAAGAACAGGUUGAUUCGUAUGGCGGAAGACAAGGAGAUUUUUGAAGAACAAGUCAUCAGCCGUCGACAAGGAGAAUUCGCCAGGUUGAGGCGUUUACGUGAGGAGAGACUCAGGGAGGAGCGAGCCAUGAGGUCACUGGACCGUCAGAUUAGACGCAAGAAAGAGUACUUUAGAAGACAAGAAGAAGCGCGACUUCUGAAGAUCAAGGAAGAAGAGGAGGCUAGAAAGAGGGAAGAGGAAGAACGCAAACGCAAAGAGGAGGCUGAGCGUCGUGCCAAAUUUGAGGAAUUAGCUGCUAAACAGCGUGAGAGGGAGAUUGCCGCUGAAGAAAGGCAGAAGCGUGAGAGAGAAGAGGCUUUGCGACCCAAGCUCGAUGUCAAGCCUGGAAAAUUUGUUCCCCCUUCACUUCGGAAGAGGAUGGAGAGUGGUAACGACACGCGGCGUGUGGGUGAAGACAGAGACGCCCGUCCGCCAGUAGAAGAACGUCGCCCUGUGUUUGUGUCAGCACGCGUGGCUCCUCGUGAAACUGAUAGGCACAUGGAAAGAGAUGCUGCUAGUCCACUUUCCACGGAUCGCUACCAACCUCCCCGAGCUCGCCAGUCUGAUGCUGCGGAUUCUCCUCCUCCUCCAAGAGCUUAUGAACUUCCAGUUCGUCGAAGCUAUGGUGCUCCUGGUGCAAGAGGGGAUACAUAUGAGCCUCCUCGGGCUGGGGCUCGUGGCGACGCGUAUGCUCCUCCCGGUCGUACAGACAGGCGUCCUGUUAUUGGCGGUGAGCGCGAGCGUGAAGAUCGUCAAGAGCGUCGUGAUCGUUGGUAAUUUGAAUGUGGCUGCUUUAGGUCUGAUCCAGAUAAUGAGUUCUAGUUCAACCAGCGGAAACUGUAGGAUAUAAUGUUUUUUUUCCUUUCAAGUGCUUGUAUGGGCACAUUGCACUAGGGCCAGUAAUAGUAAGGUGGAGUCUACAAGUAUUCUCUUGUCGAUUCCUCCCUGUUCAGAUAUAUUUUUUUUUGUCUUUGCAGAUGUCAGUUCGAUCGAUCUUGUUUCAUAUCAUUAGCUUUCUGGUUGAGGUUUUACAUUGGCAAUAUCCGCGCUAAUGAACUUUCAAUUUGAAGGUUUAUUUAUCCUGCUCAUUUUGAUGCGGAUAUUGACAACUUAUUUAGUAGGGAUCCUUUUAGUUGGAACACACUUGUUGUUUUAAUACGUCUGAGUCAUGUUUAAUACAUCGUUCGUUUGCAUCUGAUA
This is a messenger RNA of Physcomitrium patens, 3713 nucleotides long. Its product is annotated as eukaryotic translation initiation factor 3 subunit A. Gene Ontology annotation, molecular function: translation initiation factor activity; mRNA binding. Gene Ontology annotation, biological process: translation reinitiation; formation of cytoplasmic translation initiation complex. The record is from RefSeq and is a predicted model, not a curated record. Gene Ontology annotation, cellular component: multi-eIF complex; eukaryotic translation initiation factor 3 complex, eIF3m; eukaryotic translation initiation factor 3 complex, eIF3e. Lineage: Eukaryota; Viridiplantae; Streptophyta; Bryopsida; Funariales; Funariaceae.